AUGCUCCACUCCCCCCUCUCUCUCGCUCUCCGUUUCCUCCACCCCCCUUCACCCGUUUCCGCAUUUCCUCUGCGCAGCUACCCACCCUCUCCUGCUCUCCGGACAGGCCUACUUGAAACGAAUAGUCUCCGCAGUUGUGCACGCAUCAUCGUCAUCAUCAUCAUCAUCAUCAUCACGAAUAUGAGGAAGGCGGAAUCUCGAUUUUCGCUCCACGCGACUUUGCUGCUGUUUGUUAUUCUCCUCCCCGCCACCUUGCUUCAUCAGACAGCUGCGAUGGUAAACGAACUGGAAUUUCAGAUAUAUGAGGAGGUGCCAAUCGGUACAACUAUUGCGGACCUUAAUCGAGCCCUCUGGAAAGACUCAAAACCAUCGGGCAAACUCUGGAAUAGGUUCAAAGUCAUCAAUUCAGAAGAUCCGACGUCCAGACUUGUCGAGGUAUCCGAAAACGGUAGACUAUUGGUUGCCCGCAGAAUUGAUCGAGAAGAAAUAUGCCCUUCCUAUGGACUGCCUCUUCUGCUUGGCGUAGACUCCUUCCCGGACGUGUCGAGGUCUCUGAACCCGUCUUCCGGCGAGGCUGCAAGGAGACUUAUGAUGACUGGUUCUAAAUCCAUGUUCGGCACUGGCGACGAGCAGUGCUCCUUCGUACUGAAGAUCGCUGUUACGCAACAACCGGAGACGACUGUUAGUGCAGCAACGGGUUCAACCCCCACAAUCGCCUCACUUUUUCCCAAUGGCCAAGAUGCUAUCCUUGAGAUCCGCAUUGUCGUCAUCGAUGUCAAUGACAAUGAACCCUUUUGGCCAAACAACCUGCAGAGCCACGUGAUUGAGUUUCGUGACGGUGAUCCGGCAGGAAAGCGCCAAAGUCUGCCAUUGGCCAUCGACCUUGAUCGGGACGAGAAUGCCCAAAUCACCUACACCCUGGGCCGCGACCCUUCAGGGUAUCAGGGCGUGGAGAAGGAGGACGACUGGAAUAACCUACCAUUCUAUCUAGUGCACAAUCCCACCGAGGGCCUUUAUCUGCAGACAACUCGAGAAGUGGAUCACGAGGAGGCCAGUUCCUACCGGCUGAUUCUUAAAGCUACUGACUCCGUAUCGAAGACCUCCCUAGAUGCUCAGACUCCCAAUCGUUAUCGUCGGCCACACACAGCUUCGCUGCCUCUAAAGGUGGUGAUUCAGGACAUCAACGACAAUGAUCCCAAGUUCACUCGACCUGUAUUCAUGCCGUCCCAACCAGUGCUGGAGACAACGCCAGUGGGAACUGUGAUCCUUGAGCUGACUGCUACGGAUGCGGACUCGGGUAACAACGGGGCCUUUCGUUUCUCCUUUGCUCCCACCGCUGGCUGGCUGCCUCAAGUGGCCCUUGCACAUCAUCUGUUCAAUGUGCGGCCUGAUGGCAAGAUAGUUGUUCAAAAUCCUCUGGACGUUGAUCGGCAGUGGAGGAUGCUGGAGGGCGGUGGGUCCAGGAAACCGGACAGUAUGUAUCCCAAGCAGAAGGCAAUGGAAUUCAAUUUUAAAGUCCUGGUGCGGGAUGAGGCAGAGCCUAGUUACGCGCGAUCGAGUGAGGCCCUCGUAAACAUCGUUGUCGUGGAUGAAAAUGAUGAGGCACCCGAAAUAAAGGUGCUGCGAUCGCCUUCGAAGGAGUGCAUUCAGUCCUUGGGCCGAAUUGGGUCUCUACCCGACGGUGGCUUCCAGACGCACCCUGCACAGCCAGCCUACGCAUGCGUCUUUGAGAAUUCCCCAUUGGACACGCUGGUUGUUACACUAAAGGUAACUUGUCUUGUGCGACUGUAUGACACCAGCAUGCAUCGCGAUACAUUUUUUUAUAUCAAUUUCCUACUUGACAUGCAGUAUAGUUUGUACUUGUAUGCGCGAAGAUCAAUGUACACAAUAAUAUUACUAAUGCUAGACCGCAAAUAA
This is a messenger RNA of Dibothriocephalus latus, 1917 nucleotides long. The record is from the annotation of a GenBank genome assembly. NCBI's taxonomy places the organism in Eukaryota, Metazoa, Platyhelminthes, Cestoda, Diphyllobothriidea, Diphyllobothriidae.